AUCGCCAUGGAUGCAACUGCAAUUCCCCCCCAGGCAAUUCUUUUGGACAAGUUUAACCAAGUGCUCGCGUUCCGUUGUAUCACGGCCUUUGGCACUUUGGGGGUUGCAGACUACUUGGGCGAGCAUGGUGCGUCGACGGCCGCAACAAUUGCAUCCGCUCUGAAAUUGCAUCCCUCGGCUCUCUUCCGUUUGCUGCGCGCGUGUGCCAACGUCGGUGUCGUGACGCAGUCGUCUCCCCACGAGACUGAAUCUGUCUUUGGCUUGACCCCCGUUGGAGCAUGCCUCCAAUCGACCGAUCAUGUCUCUCUUUGCAACGUGUUGAACGCGUGGGCUCAGCCCAGCCAUUGGCAGCCACUUGAGCAUUUUGAAGCCUCCAUCAAGACUGGUCAAGCAGCCACCUACGCUGCAUACGGAUCCGACAUUUGGACGUACUACCAACAGCAUCCGCAAGAACACACUACGUUUGCAGCAUCCAUGUCGGCCAUGUCAGAGAUUAUUUCCAAGGCCAUCCUCGCAACCAUUGCGGUGGACAACGCGUCCGUGAUUGUUGAUGUCGGUGGCUCCAAGGGCACCCUUCUCUCGGCAGUGUUGACCAAGGCACCCCACGAUGUCCGUGGUAUUCUCUUCGAUCUCCCGCAUGUUGUCGCGUCACCAGCGACAUUGGCCACAUACGAGACUGGUCACCGGAUUACGGCGACUGCUGGCAGCUUCUUCGAGUCGGUGCCACGAGGGGACAUCUAUUUGAUCAAGCAGAUUCUCCACGACUGGGAUGAUGCCAAGUGCAUUUCGAUCUUGAAAACUGUCGUUCAAAAUGCUGUGAGAGGAGCGCGUGUUCUGGUGAUUGAGCUCCUACUGAGCUCGACCGUCAAGCCAGCGGCGGCAAUCGGAGAGCUGUUGACACCCAGUAUUUUCAUGGACAUGAACAUGUUGGUUAUGUGCAAUGGCCAAGAACGCACGGUAGAGCAAUACGCCGCGCUGUUUGCCCAAGCUGGGCUUGUGUUCUCCAAGGCCACCCCCACUCCAUCACACUACGUGAUCAUAGAAGGGCUCGUCGAGUAACGGGAUGCUUGAUCCCAGUCACGACACAGCUCCAUGCCGUUUGUUGACCAUAUCAUGAACCAACCCGAGCACCCCAGUCUCUGUCAUGCAGAAAUGAAUCCCUCUUUCG
Molecule: messenger RNA, 1168 nt
Organism: Aphanomyces invadans
Lineage: Eukaryota; Oomycota; Saprolegniomycetes; Saprolegniales; Verrucalvaceae
Exons: 1
Coding region: 7-1059 (350 amino acids)
Molecular function (GO): O-methyltransferase activity
Source: RefSeq, a predicted model, not a curated record